Spirodela intermedia is the source of this 5010-nucleotide messenger RNA. The record is from the annotation of a GenBank genome assembly. NCBI's taxonomy places the organism in Eukaryota, Viridiplantae, Streptophyta, Magnoliopsida, Alismatales, Araceae.
AUGGCGCUACACCAGCAGUACGACCUCACCUCGCGCAUCGCGGCCCACCUGGACCGCCAUCUCGUCUUUCCCCUGCUGGAGUUUCUGCAGGAGCGCCAGCAGUACCCAGACGAUGAGAUCCUCAAGGCCAAGAUUGAGCUCCUAAGCGAGACCAACAUGGUCGACUACGCCGGGGACAUCCACAAGUCCCUCUACCACACUGAGGAGGUACCCAAGGGUGAGGUUUCUCCAUCCUUGACGGUGCCGUUUCACGUGGCUCUGCUGCCAAACGCGACUCUUCCAUCGAAUCUUUCAUUACCUGGUGUGUUGGGUUUCUUUGUGUCACUAAUCGACAUUUCAGCCACGGAAUGCGAGGUAGAGGAGUAACUGGCACUUACUUGUGCUCUUAUCGUUAGGCGAAAGAGUUUUUAUUCGUCUUUUUUUAAUGUCUCCGGCAGUUUGGUUAAUUCGAUUCGAUUAAUCGCUAAUUCGCGCAUUUCUGAUUUUCUAAUUUACUUGUUUUUUUUCUUUUGGUACCCUGUUUGGUGCGACAGAAAUGUUGGACAGGAGAGCGGAGGUCGUCAUGAGGUUGAAAUCCCUGGAGGACUCAGCCGCCCCUCUUAUAUCUUUCCUCCAGAACGCAUCCCUUGUCCAAGAGCUGAGACCUGACAAACAGUACAACCUGAUGAUGCUGAAUGAGAGAUAUCAGGUAGCCUUCUCUAGAAAAUUUUCUUCUCAGAGAUUUGUUUUUGGCGUUUCUCCUCAUGAUCACCACCUAGUCGGUAUAUUCUGGUAGUAUAUAUGAUGUCAUUUUGGUGCAUGUUUCCUGAGGUUGGGUGAUUCAUUUGGAGAAGCACGUAAUAAAUCAUGGAAGAAAGAAGAGAAUCAGACAGGGAUUGGACAUUUUCACCUGCAAAUUAUAUGCAGAAAUUCGAGAUCUUUGAUGCUGUAAUUUCUUCUGUGUAUAGCAUUGAAUAUAUUGGGCCUUGUACAAACAUUUGGAAAUGAACAGAUACAGAAAAUAUGCACUUGUAUGCAGCUAGUGGUGUGCGCUUGACUCGGAAAUUUGUGGAAAAUGAGUCCUAGGUCGUGCAAUUUAAUACUGAAUUUGAAUUUCUGCUUUUUAAAACAUGAAUUACUAUACUGCUAAAUACGUGAACGACACUGUUUAAAUGCUAGUGCCCUGUUCAGUACGUAUUUUAACAUACUUACUAUGUUGUCCAAACAGAUUGGUCCAGACCAAAUAGAGGCCUUGUAUCAGUAUGCGAAGUUCCAAUUUGAGUGUGGAAAUUAUUCGGGUGCUGCAGAUUACUUGUACCAGUAUCGAGCUUUAUGCACAAAUAGUGAUAGAAGCCUAAGUGCUCUAUGGGGUAAGCUUGCAGCAGAAAUUCUGAUGCAGAACUGGGAUACUGCACUUGAGGAGCUUAACCGUUUGAAAGAGAUAAUCGAUUCAAAGGUCUUUUCUCAUACAAAAAGAAAAAUACUCCUAGAAUUUACUUAUUUAUUCUAGCCUCAUUUUUUCUGGUUACGCCUACAUUGCAGAAUUUUUCCUCUCCACUGAGUCAGUUGCAAAAUAGGAUAUGGUUGAUGCAUUGGAGCCUUUUCAUUUUCUUCAAUCAUGAAAAUGGUAGGAAUGGGAUUAUUGAUCUCUUUUUUCAAGACAGGUUGGUUCUGGCUCUAAUGUUUUACAGCUUACUUGUUGCUUGCGUUGUCUAAUUUAAGCUUAGUCCUCUGGUAAUUUCUCCGGACGUAAUUUGAUGUACCCUUUCACGUGAGUGUGUUUUUGGAUUGAGCAUGUGCUAUCAAUCCUCAAAAGGCAUUGUGCUAUUAAAUUUAGAAUAAAUGUCUGCACAUGUGUAUGUGAAAAAUAUAUGAGCACUAUAUCGAGUCAGCAUGUUGACGACAUAAACUUGUUUUGGUUCUGCUAUGUUUUGCUUGUAAAUGUAUUUUCUUUAACAUUUAUGACAGAUGCUUUGACUCUUGCAGUGAUGUGUUUUCGUUCAUAAAAAUUUUAGAAGGAUAUGUAGGUUUUGCCUUGCUAAUCCAUGAUUUAUAGCUCCUUGUUUUGGUAUUUGAUCUUGUUACACGCAGGUAUAAUAUCUAGCCUUAUUGUAUUUGAACCCCGUGUUGUAUUUUCUUCGACAUUUAUGGCGCAUACAUUGACUCUCACGAUGAUGUAUUUUCAUUCAAAUAACCUUUUGAAGGAUACAUGUUGAUUUUGCCUUGUUAAUUCAUGAUUUCUGAUCCUCGUCUUUGUAUUUGAGCUUUUAACAUGCCGUUAGAACCUCUAGCAUAUGUUUUGCAGGUGUCUAGGAUGAGAGAUGAAUGCACUUUGUUUGUCUCAUGAUGCUGCUUACUUUCCUGUCUUCCAUUUGUCUUGUUCUAUUCCAUUGAUUGAUUAUGCGUUUUAAGUUUCUUACCAAUGUUUUCUCAGGUAUCUUAAUGCUAUUCAAACAAAUGCACAGCACCUUCUACGCUAUGUUGGAACUGCUGUCAUUGUCAACAAGAGGAGAAGAAAUAUGCUCAAAGAGUUGGUCAAAGUUAUCCAACAAGAGCAGCACUCUUAUAAAGACCCCAUUACUGAGUUCUUGGAGUGCUUAUAUGUUAAUUACGACUUUGAGGGUGCACAGCAGAAGCUUCGGGAGUGUGAAAUUGUAAGUCCUGACCAAUGAAAACAAAGUUUUAAAGUAUCACCAAUUAAAUAACUUUUUUUUUGCGGUGCUGGUCUUGAUAUCUUACUUUUUUCCUGUCAGAUAAGCUUUAUUUUUUGUCUAUAUCAUUUAAACUAUGUAUAGAGUGCUUGGUGAAGGUUUGCCAGCAUUCAUGGAUCAUUUAUUCGGCUGUACGUGUUGGUUGUCGGUUUGCUUUAUUUUUCUACUUUGAUUCCUAUUUUGGUGAUCCGAUAUUAAACUUUGUUCACUAGACAGAACAACAACGUUUUGAAGCAUCAUCCUGGUAAUUGGAGUCUCCGUAUCUAGUUUUCCUUCGUAAUAUUCAUUUUUUAGUCUGUUUCCAGUAUGGCCGCAGUCUUAUGACAUUAUUGCAUGGAUUCCAACAUGAGCAGGAGUUGUUUUACCCUGGGUUAUAUGAACCCCUUUGGAGAUGUGUACUGUAGAUUCUUGCUCACCCUGUUAUCAAAUGAAGAAUUUAAAGAUUUGACAUCUGAUUGGAGUCGAGUCUCGGUCAACCGGGCAUGGACUUGAUUGGGGAAAAAAAUGUAGGCCGGCCUAAAAAAAUGUGGAGAAGACGGGAUUGCCUUUUAGGGUCCUGUGGCCUGCUUUGCAGGCAUUCUCUUGGGUGUAAAGUCAAAUCCUGUGGUUUAGUGUAUGGACCUGCGUAGUACCGCUAUUGAUUUCGACUUUAGAUGACCCAAUUAGUUAGCAUGAUGUUUAGCAUCUGACAUAUGCAACAUCCCCAAAAGAGAAAGCGGGAAAUCUGCCGCUUCAGACCGAAUGAUUCCAAGCACCAUCCUUCGUGUUUUAGUCGCUUCCUCUUAGAAAUGUAUAAUUUGGUGAGAAAACAUGUUCCUUGUAACAUCUCUUUUUUGGAUCAUGAUAGGAUGAUGAUACGAUCAACACAAUAUGCAAUAAUCACUAUUUUCUCCAUAUUAGCUAUAUUCUUCUCCUAGAUAAUCACUAAUACCUAAACCCACUAGUACAUAAAAGAAGUAAAUCCGGGAUUUCCAAAGGGAAAGGUUUGUUAGCCAUACACGGAACUCUGACACUAACCUUGAUUCGAGUUUCUGCGUUUUCUGUGUAUUGAAAUUAAAUGGAUUUUUCGGUCUCUGUUUACCUGUAAUGGCGAUGCAUAAAUAUACGAGUUUUAUGAACCAAGUUAGCUGGAGCAAUUUUAUGCUUGCUCAAUCUUUUAUCUUAUUGCUUAUGAGAAAAAAUUAAGAAUGGCUUUAUGAUCUGAUUGAAAGUCAGUAAUGACCCUUAUCCUCUUUCUUUGUAUACACAAGUGACUAAGGAUUUGAUCUCAUGACAAGAACCAUCUUUAUUCUGCACUAAGGUUGCACAGAUUUUUUCAAUUCAAAAGUUUUUAGCCUUUUAUCUUUUGCUUAUGAGACAAACAUUUCAUAAUGGUACGAUGCUCUGAUUGAAAGUCUCAUUAAUUAUGCUUAUCCCCUUUCUUUACAACGGGCUCCUCCCCAUGGCUUGUCUGAUUUUCUUACCGCACAUGGUUCGCUGACUCUCAUGACAGGUUAUAUUGAAUGAUCCAUUCCUUGGGAAACGGGUGGAAGAUGCUACCUUUUCAACAGUGCCUUUGAGGGACGAAUUCCUUGAAAAUGCCCGGCUUUUCAUUUUUGAGACAUAUGGCCGUAUACAUCAGCGUAUUUACAUCGGGUAGGCCUCUUAUUUCUCAUGCUUGACUAUUAGUUUCAUCAAUCUUGGUGCCCACAUUAGUCUUGGUAUCAGAGUCAAAUACCUGAUGCAUAUUUUUUUCCAAAUAAAAAAACCAAAAGGAUUCUUCCAUGAAAAGUAUUUUGCGCUAAAAAUUACAGGGUAGAUUCUUCUCGUAGAUAAUCUCUAAUAUCUAUCCCUUCCGGCGCAUAAAACGAUUCGAGUUUCUGAGUUGUGGAUGCGAUUUUGUUCUUCUUCUUUAUUUUGCUACAUGCAAUUAGUGGUCGGUGGGUACUUAUUCUUGUGUGUCUCUCUGUUUCCGCCGUGCUCUGCUGCUCUGUGGUUCAACAGAAUGCUUGCUGAGAAGCUGAACAUGGAUGAAGAUGAGGCCAAGAGAUGGAUCAUGAACCUCGUCCGGAACUCCAAGCUUGAUGCCAGGAUCGAUUCGGCCUCGUCAUCCCUAAUCAUGGGCACCAAUCACCUCAACAUGUAACCCUUUCCUUGUGAAAAAAAAACCCUAUUUUCAGAAUCCGAAGGAGAGAAUCCAGUCCCUAAUUUUAUUUUUAAUUUUUAUAUUGUUAUUUUCAGAUAUGAGCAGAUCAUCGAGAAUGCAAAGAACCUCAGCAUGCGGACAUCCGUUCUAGCAAAGAACAUCCUUGAAAACGUCCAGCCGCAGGGAUCCCGGUGA